Argiope bruennichi is the source of this 1504-nucleotide messenger RNA. RefSeq lists its product as uncharacterized. Bases 346 to 1041 code for a protein of 231 amino acids. The transcript has 3 exons. The record is from RefSeq and is a predicted model, not a curated record. Lineage: Eukaryota; Metazoa; Arthropoda; Arachnida; Araneae; Araneidae.
UUGAAUAUAUAUAUAUAUAUAUAGAGAGAGAGAGAUAGAAACUUCUACAGUAUUCAAAGUGUACACAAAAAUACGUCAGUAUUAUACAGAUUCUUUCACCAAUGUUAUUCUAUCAUUCGAUGGAAAAGUUAUUGAAUUACUGAAUAUGUGAGAUUCGAUUCAUCAGCAACUGCAUAGAAUCUUUAUGCAUGGAACUGGCAGACGAUAUUUUAGAAUAACUCUGAUUGCCGCAGAUUUUUACAAAUGUUACUGACGUAAAGACAAGGAAUUCUUCCUGAAGAAUUGUUGUGUAUUUCUGAAGUAGAAGUACAAGAAUUCUGAGUGCAUUUUUGAGAUAACCGCUUUAUGCGCUAUCUAAAAAUCAUGUUUUGGCUUUUUAAAAGAAAGAAAGUAGCUGACAAAAAAGCAAUCACGCCUUGUGUGUGUGAUAGUGGUGACCCAGUACCGGAUGCCCUCAAUCUCCAAGAAUUCGGCACCCGAAGCACAUCCGACGCAACGAUAUCCUCUCGUUUGAACGCGAGUGAGUCCGGCAGCCGGAGCUCCCGCAAGGGCUACCACAGACUCGAGGGGAAGGGGCCUGAGGAUAUCACUGUCCUGCAGCCGCAACCGCCUUCCCUCCCCCUCCCCCCGACGUCGUAUUCCAGAAUGUCCGCCCACAACCCGGAAGAAUGCGUCCCUCCCAGUUCGGGAUCGUCUGAUUCCAGCUCGGACAAUGAGAGGGAUUAUUUCGAGGGAUUCACCGAUUCAGAUGACGAAGACGAAGAGCUGACAUGCAAUUUCUGCGAGCGCUCCUUUAACAGCGUCCGCCGCCUGGAACAGCAUCAACAAAGGAAGAGGCAUUACAUGUGCUCCAUCUGCGACACGGUUUUCGACGGCCUCAUGCUACUCGAGAUGCACAAGGAGACCCUUGACCACUGGUCUGACUACGAAUUAAAGGUCAAACAGGCCCAGGAGGAGUCCGACUACUCGGAGGAGGAGCUAGAAGAGCAUCGGAUCUACAGCAACCGAAGUGGCGAUGAACUGAGGAGGCUGUUGCUUUGAUGGUGUCGAAUCUGCUGCCGAAGGUCCAGACAAAGGCAGCAGCAAUACAGCCUGAGGUUGUGACAGGGCUUGCUUAGAAAUAUUUCUAGUCUGUUAGUAGAAAGUCCUUGACACGUUUUAGAUCUAGUUUUGAAUUUGGUUGUGAGACAGUGCCAAAUUUCUUACUUCAUGGAAAUGCAACACUACAUUUUGAUCUUCCCAGUUUGUAUACAGUAGGCUUCGAAUCAUUAAAUUAGAUUUCGUGGGAGAUUUAGCUCUUCUAGGUCCUAAAAGACAGUUGGUAAAAUUAUGUCUUUGAGAUUUUUUAUAGCUUUAUAAUCAGGUAAAUGCGAAAUCAUCAGCUUAAUUAGUCUAUUUAAGGUUGCAAUGGAUGUUGGAAAUGUGGUACGACUGAAUUGUAAUCCCUGACAAUUUUAUUGGCAAACAAAUAAUGGCAUAAAAAUUUCAUACGACAUCUUUAUUC